Molecule: messenger RNA, 2805 nt
Organism: Lizanozyma spartinae
Lineage: Eukaryota; Fungi; Ascomycota; Pichiomycetes; Serinales; Debaryomycetaceae
Gene: IRS4
Product: Irs4p
Exons: 1
Coding region: 1-2805 (934 amino acids)
Molecular function (GO): protein binding
Source: RefSeq, a predicted model, not a curated record
AUGGAAACAGGAAAAAUCGAUGCCAGUCAUGCGGCGGCGUUGGCUGCUUUUAAAAGGCCGGGUAAGCCGUCUAAUACAAAGAACCCCUCUAACAAUAACCUACUUAGAGGUAACAGUGUAGGCCAAACAAUAUCAACUCCAACUCAUCCUAAUGCGGCCUCCACCACUAGCUUAACGUCCAGUAGUCUGGCAGUAGCUCAUCAUGGGAAAAUCGGAGCAAAAUAUCCAGCUACCUCAGCUAAACAACAAGUACGAAAUAUAUAUCUGACACUACUUAAUACCCCCAAGUCCUCCACGACAGAUUUGAGUAACAAGAGAGCCCCUUCUAAGAUGGCAACUAGCGCUGGAAUCGCUGCUGCAAACGCAAGAAGUGAACAACAACUGAGAGUUAAUAAUAAUAUAGAUACUCAGGAUCUGACACUAGCUUCAACUUCAUCCAGCUCAGUGUUAUCAAGCACAAGUGCUGCCAUCACUGCGGCACGAACUCUGCAUAGUCAUCAUCAAACACCCUCUUCUAGCGAUAAUGAGAAUGGAGAAAGUCAUCAUCAUUUAUCUGAUAAGGUACAUUCAUCGUCAUCAUCAUCCUUUUCACUGAGAAUUGCCAACAGACAAUCAACAGCCGGUCCCAGUGGUAAACGGACUGUUAUUACCGCACCAAAACAUACUACAACUAAUAAAUCCCAAAUUCAAGUUACAGAUAGUGGAACUAAUGAAGUACUAGCCCAAGGGAAGAUGGCAUCAUCAUCUAUGAGUCACAGUCCAAUGGCAUCAUCUUCCGAAGUAUACUCUAUUUCUCUGAGUAACCCAUCGCUGGCGGUGGUUGGAAGACUUGACUUGGUCAAAUCCCAAGCUAAAGCAAAGGAAAAUAUCAAACAGCUCAAAAUAUCAAUAGAUUCAAAGAUAACUUCUCGAGAUCAUGAACAUAGUCGUAUUCCAGGUGGUUAUGCUCCUCUGGAAAUGAUAAAAAAUGUUAGAGAUGCCAUUUCUUCUCGUAUGGUGUCAAACCCAACUGCUGUUCAACCCUCUGAAGAGAAUAACGCCAUGAUCCAAAGUAUUCGCGAUUCAAUCAACCUGAGACGCUUAAGUCACAUGUCUCAAAGUGAUCCCCAUCUUCCUUACCGUCUUUAUGAAAGAAUAAGUCCGUUAUGUUCCCCAGAUUCGGCGAAGUUGACGACAGAGGGUCAUGAUUAUUUUAGUAUUUUAAAGACAACUUCCAACCUGGCACCUGAAUUUGCUAAUUUUGACCUGAGUAAUGGAGGUCGGACUUCCAUUGAUAAUAUUAAAGACUUGAAGGCUACAACACACUCUCCACUACUUGAAGAGAAGGAAGAAUCAAACCUUCUGAACUACGGGCAUGAUUAUUUCACUUCAAAUAGAAGUAUAGCCGAGAGUCUCAGUGGGAGUGGGGGGAUGCAAUCUCCUAUUAGUGUUAGUGAGAAUCAAUCUGUUUGUGAAUCAGCAUUUGAAGAAGUAAAUGAAGAACUCUUAAGUGUUCCAGCGUCCCAUUUUACUUGUUCCGAUUCAGGACUGGAAUCGAGAUCAUUUGGUGGUAGUGGUGGUAAUAAUAGCAAUGCUAUAUUUCAACAUGGAAAUGGGUCAAGACUGGUGAGUAGUGAUUUCCUUCAAUCACCUUGUUUGGGAGUGGGAGGGAAGGCUAUUAGAGCACCCUCCUUUGCUAGUUCUCUGUCACUUUCAAGUUCCUUUAAAAACUUGGACUUUGAUGAACCUGGAACUCUCAUCGCUCCCAACAUCAAGUCCCCAUUAAGUACAUUAGCCAAUCAAGAAAUAAAGGGAAAUGGUGAAGGAAGUAGUAGUGGGAAAUCUAGACCAAAAAGGAAAGCUCCACCUCAAUUACUGUCACCUGAAUUACCGCCUACAACUAUUUCACCCAAGUUGAGCAAUAAAUCUAAUUCUUCAUUAGGCAAUACAUCUGGCUUAGAAGAUCAAACUGCAUUCCCCAGGUUCCCAGAAAUAUUCAAGCGUGGAAAAACAGACCCUCAGACACUGUUAUUUGGAAAGAAGAAAACAUCGAAGCAACAAAAGGGAGUUUAUUAUGAUGUUAAUUUAUUGGAUGAUGACCAUGAAAGUUUGAGUUCUGAAAUUCUCCCAACUUCAACGACGACGGGAACAACAGGAACAACAGGAACAACAGGACCAACUACCGCAACAGUAACACCAACAACACCAAGAGGUGUUUCUAAUCCAAUACGUUUAAAGACAACCAUGAGGGAUCAAAAGAAGAAUAGAAGGGAUACAUUUAAUGAAAAUAAACCAUGGAAACACCAUAGUGAUUUGAAUUUUCUUUCUGAGAGUGAAAGGAAGAGAUAUGAAGGUGUUUGGAUGAGCAACAAAGGGUUGUAUAUAAAGUCCGUUGCUACGAAGCUUGUGGGAGUAGAUUAUGAAGAUAAUAAUGAGGAUGAUAACAAGAAGUCAACCAUAGAGUGCACAACUUCAGAUCAAUCGUUAGUUGCUGCUCGAUUGUCUGCAAAUCAUAAAACGGCAGAUUUAAAAGCCAGUGAUGCACAAUUUCAUAAUUUGGAGUCUGUACAACCCAAUGAAUUGAUCCAUGGGAUUGUUAUAAAGCGGAUCUGGAAACGAUGUAGACUUCCUGAUUCUACGUUGGAAACCAUAUGGAAUUUGGUUGAUUUCCGAAAAGAUGGCACACUAAAUAAACCGGAGUUUUUAGUGGGUAUGUGGCUAAUUGACCAAUGCCUUUAUGGGAGGAAGCUUCCUAAGAAAGUGGACAACAAAGUAUGGGAAAGUUUAGGCAGCAUUGGAGUUACAUUAAGGAAAAGGAAGAGAUAA